AUGACUCCAAAGCCUAAAGUGCUGGGCGUGGCUGAAAAGCCGGAAGCAGCCAAACAGAUUGCAACAAUUUUGAGUGGAAACAAUUUCAAGAGGAGAGAAGGAAAAUCAAAGUUUAACAAAGUAUUUGAGUUUGAAUAUAGAAUGAACGGACAAGUAGUAACCAUGUGCAUUACAUCGGUGUUGGGCCAUUUGAUGGAGUUGGAUUUUGAAGGCAAAUUCCGAUCAUGGGCUUCAUGUGAUCCGAUUGUUUUGAUGGAUGUUUCAACACCAGUGAUACGUACUGUUCCAGAAAAAAUGCUGAAAUUGAAAAGAACCUUGAAAACGAAGCCAGAAAUGCAAGUAAAUUAA
This is a messenger RNA of Naegleria fowleri, 348 nucleotides long. RefSeq lists its product as uncharacterized. Gene Ontology annotation, molecular function: DNA topoisomerase type I (single strand cut, ATP-independent) activity; DNA binding. Bases 1 to 348 code for a protein of 115 amino acids. Lineage: Eukaryota; Heterolobosea; Eutetramitea; Acrasida; Naegleriidae. Gene Ontology annotation, biological process: DNA topological change. The transcript has a single exon. Gene Ontology annotation, cellular component: nucleus. The record is from RefSeq and is a predicted model, not a curated record.